UAUCUUCAUUCUAUCAAGAAUGGAUUUAAUUAAACACUAUCAUGAGGAUGAAAUGUCUGGAGCAGUUUUUCUUGAUACAUAUUUUUCAUCGAAAUCUGAAAAAUUACUUUAUGAAGAAUUGGUUAAAUUUCCUAUGGAACAAAUUCAUAAGGCACUGGAUAAAGGAUAUGUUAGUGGAGACACAUUAGCUGAACUCAGCGUUGGACCAACCCUUUUUCAUCUGUUCCUAUUCUGUGAUUGCUUUAAAGAUAUCACAGUGUUAGAACCAAAUGAAAGCUCUGUCAAGGAACUAAAAAAAUGGCUGUAUGAAGAUAAAGAUGCGUAUGACUGGUCUCAUGCAUCAACACAUCUUAUUGAGCUGGAAGGCAGCAGUGACGACUGCCAAAAAAAGGAAGAAAAGCUAAGAAAAAUAAUUAAACGCAUUCUAAAAUUUGAUCUUACAAAAGAAAACCCAACAUAUCCUGUUAUGUUAGAAAAAGUCGAUUGCCUGCUUUGUCUAGGUGGACUUGAUGUUAUCAGCAAAAGCAAAGAAGAGCUCACUGACAAUCUGAUAAAAAUCUCAUCUUUACUAAAAGUAGGAGGUUGCUUGAUAUAUUUCGGAUGUUGCAAUAUGUCUUAUUACAUGGUGGGUGAGCACAAGUUCAAUAAUGCUACAUAUGAUGAAGCGUUCUUAAGAAAGACCUUAGAAAAAAUCGGCUAUGUUAUUGAACAUGUUGACAUGAUAAAGAAAAAAGAGCAGCGGACCUAUAUCGAUUUUGAAUAUGUUGUGUGUGUCAUUGCUCUUAAAAACAGCGACUUUAAAAAAUAAAUACAAACUUAGAUGCCCAUACAGGUUUAGAUUAUGAAUGGAGAACACAAAAUAGAGCGUGACUGUGUGUAAAGAACAAGGCACAAAUUGAUAUUUUAAGUGGCUAGUUAAAUAAUUUAACCAAAGCAUCUUAAUGAGGCUGAAACCUAAAGUGCACACUAUACUUUUUAUUGAUAGCGUAGAGAGCACUAUUAGAUUGCUCACUGCACUCAAAUUACAAAUGGUUGGCUCAGUGUUUUAUUCGAGCAUAAUCCAAAAUAUCUCUGUAAAAUUUUGCAGGUUUUGAGACCUGAAGUAAACCACUUUCUAGUUUAUAUAACACACAUGGAAAUAAAGGUUUCAAGUUAUAUUUAGGCUUAACACUUAUGAAACAAAGGUUGAGUAAUAAAAAAAAGUGUCAGAUUUAAAGGGAUAUGGUAUAUGACAAGGGGACAGACUUGGGAAGAGGGUAUGUGUGCAUAAUGUAUCCAUGUGUAUGUAUAAUGUAGGCAUGUGUAUGUGUGUGAGUGUGUAUAUAUGUGUGUGUAUAUAUAUAUUGUGACAGACCCAUCUGUCAGUACUGAAGGAGUUAAAUUUGUUCAGCUUUAAGAAGCUAUUUUCUAACGACAAGGUUACUAGCCUCAGCUAUUGUGUACUGUCAUUAAAGUUAGUGAUAAACAUUCCAUUGUUUAAUCACCUCCAGAGAGCAGACGCCUAGGUGAUAAGAAAAGCCAAGUGUGUCUUGUGUUUAAAUUGUUAUCAGCUUAAGCAAGGUAAUUCUAUUGUAUCAUGUCAAAGGGCGUGUUCCCUCUAUCUAAUGUUCAACAUUCUUUCAACCACCCAUCUGGGGUCAGACCUGCAUAAAUACUGGGCAUAUGGCCCUUAAUAAAGUUCACUUUGUUUUACGUUUAA
This is a messenger RNA of Bombina bombina (fire-bellied toad), 1699 nucleotides long. Its product is annotated as indolethylamine N-methyltransferase-like. Gene Ontology annotation, cellular component: cytosol. Bases 20 to 808 code for a protein of 262 amino acids. The record is from RefSeq and is a predicted model, not a curated record. NCBI's taxonomy places the organism in Eukaryota, Metazoa, Chordata, Amphibia, Anura, Bombinatoridae. Gene Ontology annotation, molecular function: N-methyltransferase activity. The transcript is spliced from 3 exons.